Messenger RNA from Helobdella robusta, 376 nucleotides. RefSeq lists its product as hypothetical. The coding region runs from base 113 to 376 and encodes 87 amino acids. The record is from RefSeq and is a predicted model, not a curated record. Lineage: Eukaryota; Metazoa; Annelida; Clitellata; Rhynchobdellida; Glossiphoniidae. The transcript has 2 exons.
CAACAACAACAACAAGCGCAACAACAGACUGAACAACUACGGCGACAAUUUGCCUUCGUCUACGUCAUCUCUGACGUCAUCGACUCUGGGGACGGGAGGUGGCAAUAGCGAGAUGAGUAGCCUGUGCUUCUACGUGAAGGAUAAGGAGGCGGCCAGCCAGUGGGUGCACCAUCUCAGCUUAGCUGGCUGUCUGAAGAGUGAGGCCCUAAUUAGCAGCCUGCAAUCACCAGCCGAUAACAUCUCUAACGCCAACGCCAAGACAACCACAGCUACUACUGCUUCAGCAGCUACUGCUGCUGCUACUACAACUGCUGCUGCUGAUAAUGUUUCCAUUGAUGCCUUUACUACAGAUUGCGAUUCUGAGAAGCAGGUAUAA